This is a messenger RNA of Eleginops maclovinus (Patagonian blennie), 1337 nucleotides long. It is a transcript of the gene erich2, whose product is annotated as glutamate-rich 2. Lineage: Eukaryota; Metazoa; Chordata; Actinopteri; Perciformes; Eleginopidae. The record is from RefSeq and is a predicted model, not a curated record. The coding region runs from base 249 to 758 and encodes 169 amino acids. The transcript has 6 exons.
GAAUUUUCUUCUGCGCAUUAAUUUACGUGACGUGAACAGGCUGGGAGGCGGUGGGCUAGCUAACAGCUGUGUGUCGUGGGCUCAAACACGCUCUCCCGCCGAGAAAAACCAGCAUACGAUAUGUCAAAACAGAAGGCCAUGUUUAUACAAACACGGCAGAUCCAGCUCUUCGAGAGAAUCUUCAAAUACCAGGGUAGAUCUACCAGAAACCUCCACACAGGAUGCAACGAUGAGGCCGCUCUCCUUCCAUGCGGCUCAAUCCAGCAGUGAUGGUUCAAAAACACCCACAGUCCAAUGCAGAGCCUGGAAAAGAUCUGAAAAUGAAAGACUUGAAGAAGUACCCAGACUUUGGUACAGUAUUUCUCUUCACACAUGAGCCAAAUAUGGAGGAAGCACAGUGCGAUGAAGAGGAGGUAAGGGAUGAAGACAUUAAGGCACCAUUGGAGCUGAUAAUGAAGUUCCUCAGAGCUGUGAUGGACAAAGACUUGCAGCUGGCCUGCACACUGUGUCGGAUGAUUCUCAUCUAUGAACCAGACCAUCCUGAGGCCUCUGAGUUUCUCCCGCUGUUCCAGAAGAAGCUCUCACAGGAGCAAGAGGCAGUGCAAAGCACUGAGGAGGAAGAGGCUGAUGGGGAUAAUGAAGCUGAGGUACCAUCUCCAAGCUCAAGCUCAUCAUCAGAUGAUGAUGAUGAUGAUGAUGAUGAAGAAAAGCAAGUAAACAGAGUCAAGCCUUGUCCUCUUUCUCACAUUCAUGCUUAGUCAUUGUACCAAUACAACCGAGGCAAUGUUAGUCACUCUCAAUCUUGUUACUCCUGGACAAUUGUAUAUAUUUGAAUCUACUAAGCUACCCUUUCUUUGUGCAUUUUGUAAAAGUUGUGACGAUUAGUUUGUAUUUUCAUAUUUUAACUGCAAAUAAAAUAUUUAAAGUGAACAACCUAUAAUCUUGUUAAAGCUAAACAUUAUUUUUCCAACAGAGCCCCAUCCACUAGUCUACAUUUUUUACUGUAGGCAUUAACAGAACUAGUGAAGGGGCGUGCACAAGUCCAGGCUCCCAAUACACUGAGAAACACUCCAUUGACUCUGUUUGAUGCGCUGCUAAGCAAGGAAUUGUUUUAUUUGUAUGCUGUUGUUGAAUAACUAUUAGUAGCUCAUGAUUGCUACAGUUACAGCAAAUGUAAUCAACAUAUAAUUCAAACUUUUCUAACUUUUUGAUAAGUGUGCAACACUUUGGUGACCCAAAAAACCAAAAGCGAUGCCCUAUGCCUCCUCUCCUGUCACACCGUAGCAUAAAUUGAUAUUAGUUCAUAUAUUAUACAUCACAUGCAGGGAGAAAAAUAC